Molecule: messenger RNA, 2657 nt
Organism: Chlamydomonas reinhardtii
Lineage: Eukaryota; Viridiplantae; Chlorophyta; Chlorophyceae; Chlamydomonadales; Chlamydomonadaceae
Exons: 10
Coding region: 253-1401 (382 amino acids)
Molecular function (GO): protein binding
Source: RefSeq, a predicted model, not a curated record
CUGGUUUAGGGAUUCGAAGCUGACGGGCCCUGGCUAGUGCAAUUCCGCUCUCCCCUGCCGAAAUAGCUCCGUGCAACUGCAACUCGUAUCAAAAGUAUUCAUCAUCUUCAUUAGAGCUCUGAACCUUCGUAAGCAUCAAGGCAGGCUGUCGGGAAUUGGCCGAGUCCUAGUGCGUCACCAAGGAGCCAGGGGCGGUUCUCGUGUGCUGGGCAUAACAGAUCUUUGUGGACUAGCGUACGCGCUGUGCGGACCAUGACCUGGUCGCUUGUCAAGACGGAGGGCUUGGCUCCAGCGCCGCGAGGGGCAUGCUGCUGCGUGGCGCUGGGAACUCAGGUGCUGGUCUUCGGCGGGGCCGACCGCGUGCCGGUCUCGUUCAGCGACCUGUGGGUUCUGGAGACAGAGGGCGGGAAGUAUGAGUGGACGCGCAUUACCCCUCUCUACGCUCCAGGCUGCAAGGUGAUGCCGCGCUCGGGUGCCACCAUGACGGCAGUGGGUGACCUCCUGUACCUCUUCGGCGGCACGGAGCCGGUCAGCAACGUCAUCUUCAACGACAUCAAAGUGCUGGACCCCAAGACCUGGACCUGGUCGGACGUGGAGGUGACCGGCACGCGCCCGCCUGAACGGCACUCGCACUCCACCGGCUGCCUAGCCGACACAUGCCUGCUCGUGUACGGCGGCGCGGGCUACCAGGGCCCCAUGAGCGACGUGUGGAUCUUCAACACGCUGCAGAACGGCUGGACGCGGCCCAACGUGUCCGGCGAGCAGCCGCCGGCGCGUGAGAUGCACACCGGCGUCAUGGUCGACCCCACCACGCUGCUCAUCUACGGCGGGAGAGGCGCGGAGUUCAAUGAUGAUGAGGAUGAUGAUACCGGACCGGCUUCAUACCACCACUCAGAUGGGGUGCUGUGCGAUGCCGCCCUGUUUGACGCCAAGGAGAUGAAGUGGACGUCCAUCGAGCCCACGCCCUUCUCGCGCUGCGCACACAGCGCCGUGGUCGUCCCCGGGGCGCCCGCGUCGGCGUCAGCGGCAGGCGGCAGCACGGAGGGCGGCGCUUCUGGCAAGGCCGAGGAGGGCGCGGAUGCGGCGGCCGGCAGCGGCGGCGCCGCCGCAACUAGCAGCGGCGGCGACUGCCGCGUGCUCAUAUACGGCGGCUACAGCGGUGAGGCCGUGGAGGGAGACGUGCUGCAGAUAGACCCGCGCUCGCUGGAGAUAGAGCUGGUGCGGCGGGGGCCGCGCGAGUCCGACAAGGACGGCACCGUGCCAGACAUCCGCUUCGCGCACAGCGCCGUGGUGGUGCCGGUGGCGGGCGGCUCGGGCGCGGGGUCAGCACACGCCAUGGUGGUGUUUGGCGGCGUCAACCCCGGGGAAGACCUGAACGACGUCGCGGUGUGGGCCGAGUAGCUGGGUUACAGCAUAUGCCCGAGCCCAACGAGUCGGGGUUGAGAGAGCGGCAUUGAAGGACAUCCAGCCAGCCAGCCAGCCAGCCAGCGAGGUUUGGCUGUGUACAAAUCGGCUGUGCACUGCUGGGGAUGCUGGCUGCCUGGCCGGGAACAGAUGUUGAAGCGCAGUUGUCGAGCAUGGGCAGUUGUUGGAAGCGCUGAGUGUGUGUGUGUGUGUGUGUGUGUGUGUGUGUGUGUGUGUGUGUGUGUGUGUGUGUGUAUGUGUGUAUGUGUGUAUGUGUGUAUGUGUGUGUGUGUGUGUGUGUGUGUGUGUGUGUGUAUGUGUGUGUGUGUGUGUGUGUGUGUGUGUGUGUGUGUGUGUGUCACUACGUCCAUUGGUGUUGGCCGUGUAACAUGUUGCACAGAUUUCCAUGCGUGCCGAGGGAGUAUGAGAACUUGGAUAAUGGGCUGCACCCACCCUGUCAUCCAGCCUUUCACCAAGCCUGUCAUCCAGCCUGUCACCCGGCGCUGCCGCUACAGCUGCUGUGCAGCAGGGCGGCGGGGGAGGUGUGCGAUGGGACAGGGGUUAGGCAGGUUGGCGAGGUCCCGUAGGGUGCAGCUGACGCCCAUACCCGGCGGGGGAGGUGGAGAAGGACGCAGGCGCGCGUCCGGUGCAGCCGCUGUGCAGCAGAACGGCGGCGCACAUGGCUAGAUAGACAGCUGUGCACACGCCGUCCGGAUAAGUUCGUCGACGAGGGGAGGCCGCUUCGGCGGCCGAUAGCCCCCAUACACCCCUCCAAACGCAUAGGGCGAAGGCGAUCCCGUACGCCCGUCACUGGAUGGUCCGCUCCAUGCGGGUGGAGCGCGGCGCCUGCACGAGAGGUGGAGGGGGGGCCUGAGGCUUCGGCGGCUGAUAGCCCCCAUACAGCCCGCCACCGACACCUAGUGUCUAAACGCACAGGGCGAAGGCGGUCCCGUCACUGGAUGGUGCGAUGGUGGUCGCUCCGUGCGGGUGGGGAGCGGCGCCUGGGCGAGGGGGGGGGGCGCAUGAGAUGUGCUGAUGGCAUAGGUGUGCCCCCACGGUGUGCCCCUCUUCCAGGCUGUUAGGUAGGCUGCCGCACUGGAACGAGGGUACGAGGGCGGCACUGGUCGACCAGUGCGAGGGGGCACGACGGCAUGUGAAGGCGGAAGGCCAUGGGGUUGCGCACAGGUCUGGAGCGUCUUAUGCUGUUGGGCGUGCUGAGAGUCAAUGAGGAUGAGAAGGCUGGUUCACGGAUU